Molecule: messenger RNA, 999 nt
Organism: Dipodomys ordii (Ord's kangaroo rat)
Lineage: Eukaryota; Metazoa; Chordata; Mammalia; Rodentia; Heteromyidae
Product: NKG2-C type II integral membrane protein-like
Exons: 6
Coding region: 36-872 (278 amino acids)
Biological process (GO): positive regulation of natural killer cell mediated cytotoxicity; stimulatory C-type lectin receptor signaling pathway
Source: RefSeq, a predicted model, not a curated record
UAAUCAGAAGAGGCCCCCUAUCUGGCAUUCUUGAGAUGAUGCCAAGCCAGCACAACCGAGCCAAAAUGUCCCGGAACAAACCAGAAACCAGCCUCCCAGAAGUGAACUACGCAGAAAUCAAGUUUGCGAACUCUCAGCAGAAGCGAAGACAAGGCAAGAUGAACCCGAGCCGGGCAGCACCGAGCGAAGAGCAGAUCAGUUAUGUAGAGCUGAAGUUUCACAGAGCCCCAGAGAGCCAGCCCGGCAAACGGGGCGAUCAGCACCCGCGCAGGGGAACGUGGCGUGAUCUGCACACACGCCCAGCCCCGCGCUCAGCCCCCUGGAGAUUAACGGCCGGAAUCCUGGCCACCUCCUGCAUCCUGUUGAUGGGGACAGUGGCUGUCCUGCUCACACGCUUAUUUUCUAGACAAGGAGAACAAACUAGAAAAGCCUUACUUGAUCCUCAAAUUUCCCCUAAAAAUGAGGAAUGUUCCUGCCAUCCUUCCGCACGGAGCUGCUUCAGGUUUGGAAAUAGUUCCUAUCAGGUCUUCGAUCAAUGGACAACAUGGGAGGCGAGCUCCAAGGCAUGUGCAGAGCUGAAUUCUCAUCUUCUGCGGAUAGACUCGGAGGAGGAGCUGGAAAUCUUAUCCACCUUGGAAAUAAAAGGAUGGAUAUCCUUCGAGGGGGUGCGGAGGAAUAGGACCGCGUUCUGGACGGCUGAGAGGCUGGGGACACAGACCGUAGUAGAUGUUCAAGAGUGGACGGAGCAUCACUGCCCUUACCUGAAAGGAAGUUACAUCUACCCUAGGACAUGUUCGCUGAGUAAUGAUUAUACCUGUGAGUGUCAUGCAGAGGUGAUCAGGGAGCCGGGCACCGGUAGCUCACGCCUGUAAUCCCAGCUACUCAGAGGAUGAGAGCUGAGGAGCGCCAUUCGGAGCCAGCCACGGAGACAGCCCAUGAAACUCGGGUCUCCAACCAGUCACCAAAAAAGCUGGACGCGGAGCUGUGGCUCCGGCGGAA